ACGGCGCUCACCUUUCUCCCUCACCCGACUUGACUCCUCACCGGCUUUCCCCGCCAGAUCUCGCUUAAUUCCCCAACCAUACCUAACCGCCGGCGGCCGCCAUGAUGGCCGCCGAGUCGUCGGCGACGGACAACCACCCCGCCGACGAGCACCUCGAGACCCUCGCCUUCGAUUCCUCAUCCCCCGCCCCGGCCGCCGCUUCUACAGACCCCCUGCUCCACCCUCCUCCCUCGCCUUCGUCCACCUCCCCCGCAGCCGCGAACCACGACGCGUUCGUCCACGAGGACGGCGAGGCCGACUUCGUCCCCGUCCUCCCCACCCCCGACGCCCCGGCCAUUCCCCGCGAGCCCUCGCCGGAGUUCUACCAGAUCACCGUCUCCGAUCCGCGGAAGCACGAGGAGGCCGCCACCGGCGCGGCGGGCGUCAUCCCCGGCUCCGGCACCUACUUCUCCUACCUCGUCACCACCCGGAUCGCCGACGGCGGCAGGUUCUGCGUGCGGCGGCGCUUCCGCGACGUGGUGGCCCUCGCCGACCGCCUCCGAGCCACCCACCGCGGCCUCUUCGUCCCGGCGCGGCCCGAGAAGAGCAUCGUCGAGGGCCACGUCAUGCAGCGCCACGACUUCGUCAACCAGCGCUGCGUCCUGCUCCAGCGCUACCUCUGCCGCGUCGCCGCGCACCCCACGGUCGGCCGGAGCGCUGACUUCCAUACCUUCCUCACUGAGCCUAGCGGUAUCCCCACCUCCGAGGGCGAGUCACCGAGGUACAACCCUGCGACUGCUGCUGCCAUGCCCACGGCUGUUACCACACCAACGACACCGGCAAAGGGGGGCGGGAGAGACUUUUUUGGCAUGUUUAAGGACCUGAAGCAGACGGUGACGAAUGGGUUGAUGGCGGUGAGGCCGCCUCCGGUGGAGGAGGAGACUGACGCAAAGUUCCUCGCCCACAAGGCCAAGCUCGAGGAAUUGCAGCAGCAGCUCACAGCGACAUCUCUGCAGGCAGACUCCCUUGUUAAAGCUCGUGAAGAUCUUAAAACAUGUACAGCUCAUUUGGGAAUGACAUUCCUCAAGCUGGCGAAAUUUGAAAAAGACCAAUCUACAUGCACUUCGCAGAGAAGUCGAGCUGCGGAUAUUAGCCAUUUUGCAAGUGCUGCUGUCAAAGUCAGCAGGUGUCAGGGAAGACUGGAUGCUGAAAUCGUGAAGCAUCUGGACACUAUCCGUAAAUACUUGGAGACGAUGACUUCUGUUCACAAUGCAUUUACUGAUCGCUCCAAUGCGUUGCUUAAUAUCCAAAAUCUAUCAUCAGAUUUAUUUACUUUGCACAGCCGGGUGGCAAAACUUGAAUCUGUGUCAUCAAGAGGAAUUGAUCAGGAAAGGUCAAGGUAUCUGAAGGUUGCAGAACUGAAGGAUACAAUAAGAACAGCUGAAGAUGCAAAAAGUCAUGCACGCAAAGAGUACGAUCUUAUCAAGGAAAACAACAUGAAUGAAAUUAAAAGAUUUAAUAAAGAGAUACGCCAGGAUUUGGUGGAGAUGAUGAAAGGAUUUGUAACAAAUCAGGUUGAAUACUCAGAUCAGAUUGCUAGUAUAUGGGCAAAGUUAGCAGAAGAAACAAAAGUAUAUGCAGAUAGGAGAAGCUGAAGUAGGAUGUAAAUAACACGUGAAUUUUGAGCCUCGUAUCUGCAGCAUCAACAUCGGUUACAACAUUAUUGAGAUUCAUGCUAUCCCUCGGCGGUUUAGGGUAUAUGUGCAGAAACAGUUUCCACUCCCCGAGAUGGUCAAGGAUUUUCUUGGAGAUAGCUAUCUCCGGUUGUGUGCCUGAAAAUUUCUCAGGAAAGAACAAACUAACCCUCGAUCACAAAAUCGACACCUGUUUUCCCCAGUUUUUCCCCACCCUGGGUCUAGCUGUAAUGUUGAGUUUUUUUUUUCUGUGCAAUUACACGGUACUAGCUCUUGCUUCCUGACAGAAGUAUAUAGACGGCAUUCUUUCUAGUCGUUCAAACUUCAGAAGAGUUGAACGCUUGCACGUACCUGUUUUCUGUCA
This is a messenger RNA of Lolium perenne, 2037 nucleotides long. RefSeq names its product sorting nexin 2B. Gene Ontology annotation, molecular function: phosphatidylinositol binding. The record is from RefSeq and is a predicted model, not a curated record. Lineage: Eukaryota; Viridiplantae; Streptophyta; Magnoliopsida; Poales; Poaceae.